AUGGAAUCCUACCAUGGCCUCAUAGUUACUCCCUCAGAUGCUAUUCUGCUUUUAGAGGCCGCCAGACAGAGCAUUAUCCCAAAAAUGAACAGACGGCUCUCGGACUACGAGCGCAUGAUACUAAUAAAACCAGGAGCCGUGUUCAUUUGGAACGAAUCCGAAUCCAACAUGAAAAGAUGGACAGAUAGCAGAAACUGGAGCGCUUCCAGGGUAAAUGCAGCAUUUCUUAUAUACAGGGAGCUCGACUCUUCCCAGACCACCAGCACAUCAUACGUAUACAAACGCAAUGGUCUCGUCAAACAGUCUUUCUCUGUGACUAUGAAAAAUGGAGGCAAAGUGCAUCUGAUAAGUUACAUGAACAGCGACCACGAAGCUAAUAGAUAUCUAAUGAGGCCGACACAAGACCCCAGACUCAGGCAUAUACAAAUAGACAGGAGCUUGUAUCCUGACAACCUUCUGGUAGACGAGUCCGACAAAAAGCAGGAAAAAGCAUCUUUACUUAGGAGGGCUUCCGACACCACAUACGACAAACAGAAAACUUUGGUAGCCCCGGCCCAUCUGCCACCAAUUAAUAAUGUCGACAUGGGCCCCACAUUCUCGUCAACCAACAUCGUAGCCAACAUGGACAGGAUUCCACGCUCCAACACUGACCAACAGAAAACGCAAUUCCGCUACAGUGGCCGGUUACAGGAGGAUGGCAAGAUGCUCAGUGUCUUAGAUAGAUACUUUAAAUGA
Ogataea parapolymorpha DL-1 is the source of this 735-nucleotide messenger RNA. RefSeq names its product cAMP-independent regulatory protein pac2. The transcript has a single exon. The coding region runs from base 1 to 735 and encodes 244 amino acids. Gene Ontology annotation, molecular function: DNA binding. NCBI's taxonomy places the organism in Eukaryota, Fungi, Ascomycota, Pichiomycetes, Pichiales, Pichiaceae. The record is from RefSeq and is a predicted model, not a curated record.